Molecule: messenger RNA, 1700 nt
Organism: Candoia aspera
Lineage: Eukaryota; Metazoa; Chordata; Lepidosauria; Squamata; Candoiidae
Gene: IL10RB
Product: interleukin 10 receptor subunit beta
Exons: 7
Biological process (GO): cytokine-mediated signaling pathway
Cellular component (GO): plasma membrane
Molecular function (GO): interleukin-10 receptor activity; protein binding
Source: RefSeq, a predicted model, not a curated record
CUAUUCCUCUUUCUAGAGCCACCGAAAGCGGGACUUCCCGGUUUCGUUACCACGCCGGCGCGGCCGGCUCAGUUAUUCAGGGACCAAGGUUCACCUGGAUCUCGAGAAAAGGGAAGGAGAAAGCGCUGGGAGAAAAAGGGCGCUGAGUUUCGGGGAAGGAGGGGAACAACGCGCAGCAAGGCGAAGGGAGCCCGCGGAGGCGCCACAGGCUGACGAAACGUUGCCACGAGUGGGCUCCCCAGCGCAUUCCUGAAGAAUUCGCCGCGGCUGGACUCGGAGGGGUUGCGUGCGCGUGGCCUGGAGACCUCUUUAUUCUGACAGCGGCGCGGCGGAACCAGUGCGGCGAUUGGCGAUGGUAGCCGGAGGAUGGCCUCGAGAAGCUGGCAGGGUCUAAUCUGCGGCUGCGUCUUCUGGUCGAUACAUGCAAUUAUACAAGAGCCUCAAAAUAUACGAUUUAAUUCAGUUAUGUUUGAUAGUGUUCUCCAGUGGGAUCCAUCAAAUUUUUCUGAAGGAAAUGUAACUUAUACAGUUCAGCAUAAAACGUAAGUGUGGUCAGAAUUCACUGACUUGUGCCAAAGAAUAUACUUCACAGAGUGCAAUAUUUCAAGUAUAUCUAAAUAUGCUCUUUCUCAUUUAAGAAUUAGAGCUGAAUUUGAGAAUAAACAUUCUCACUGGAUAAAUCUUAACUUCACACCAUACAAGGACACAACCAUUAUACCUCCUACUGUACAAAUUGUACCCACAAAACCUGGAGUCUUGAAUGUGCAUCUCCAAAGCCCUUCUGUUUUACUUAAUGGUAUCAGAUAUUCCUUGAAAGAAUUUUAUGGUUCGGUAGUUUACAAGAUGAAAAUUUGGAUGAAAGACUACGGUAGUGAACAGGUUAUCAAUGAGAACGCACCACACACUUUCCAUGUAAUAUCUGGCCUGUAUCCUGGAAUAACAUAUUGCCUUAAGGCUCAAGCAUUUAUUGAAAAACUGAAUAAAACUGGAGAGUGGAGUAAAGUCUAUUGUACCCAAACAACUAACAGUGGCACAGAUCCAGUAGCAAUGACGGUUAUCUUCCUAACAGUAGUGGCAUUCAUUUCUCUCUGCUGUUGUACGAUUGUUUGUAUUUAUCAGCGGAUCAAAUGUUCCUUUUUCCCUUCAUAUUCUUUGCCACAACAUUUCAUACAGUUUUUCAGCCAACCUCCUUACAGUUCACAAUUUCUUGCAUCCCAGCUAGAAGGAGAAGAUCAUAACUAUGACACAAUUAUUGUUCUUUCGGAGGAGUCAAAACAGUGCAACAGUGAACUGGAAAAUAAAAUGAGCAACAUAAUACAGGAGCGGCAAGGGUCUCAAGAAGACACCUUUAGGCCUAAAGAAAUUUCGAAUUGUACAACUUUGCUUCAUGCUUAAAGCUUGGGAAUAGUACACUGCACUUUGAGGAACUUACUGGAACUUACAAAAUGGCACUUAACAUUUUGCACAUUAUAAAGUCGUGAAUGGUGGAGUUUUUACUUGAUAAAAACUUUUAUAUGAUUUUCUGUUCUGGAAGUUUAUACUAAAGCAAUUUUAGAAUACAAUGUAGCCAUAACUAAGCAAGUUCAACUUAUGAAAAGAGCAUAACAUUUAAAAUAUUGUGAACAUACUUUAUUCAGAAUAGUUGGCUUUAUUAUUUUGAAGAGCAUUUUGACAAAAAUAAAAGUAUUCUUCUAGACUCA